Messenger RNA from Homalodisca vitripennis (glassy-winged sharpshooter), 5882 nucleotides. RefSeq names its product zinc finger protein basonuclin-2-like. Bases 536 to 4684 code for a protein of 1382 amino acids. Lineage: Eukaryota; Metazoa; Arthropoda; Insecta; Hemiptera; Cicadellidae. The transcript has 5 exons. Gene Ontology annotation, cellular component: nucleus. Gene Ontology annotation, biological process: regulation of DNA-templated transcription. The record is from RefSeq and is a predicted model, not a curated record.
CCACCUACCGGAUCCCGCGCCACUCAUCACCCAUGUUUCACCUACAAUACGUCAGUUUUUUUCUCCACCAAUUUACAGACACUCGGUCUCCGACCGGGCCGGUUUUAUUGUGAUUGUGACUCGUAUCUAAUUUUAGUGCUAAGUCUAGAGCCGGCGUGAUUUCAGCUCGGCCGUGGUACAAGGGAACUCAAGUAGUGCAAAUAGUUAUCAACCGAUAUCUCUUUUACGCGUGGUGUCUGUGAUUUUUGGGAACGGUGAAUCAGUUGUGAUCGGUUUUGUUUUUGUGACGGUUUCUGGUCAGAUAACAAUGUAAAGUGGGGCAAGACCUUCAGAACAGAGGCUCUAGUGAAGUUCUAGUGAAGUUUGAAACUGAUAUUCUCGAUCGGUGUGUGUUUAAGGUACUUUAAGAAUUGACUUUGAAAGUGCUCUUGAAGUAAUGUCUCUCUAGAAAUGGUUUUUUAGGAAAAUUAUCUGAUUGUUUGUGAUUGUUGGCCACUUGUGUUUCUAAUAUGGACUUGGAUUCUUCUCCCCUUCGAUGCUUCUAAUGCAGACCAACGUCCCGCCGUUUCUGGGGCUGCCGCCGCCCGAAGGAGGGCCGAGGUUGGGGACGUUCGAGCCCGGGGGGCGCUUCAAGUCCGACGAGCUGACAAUCGAGAGGGUGAAGAGUGACAAGGGCGAGAAGGAGCAGCACCGGGACAUGUUGUCGGGCUUCGAGAAGUUCGGUUGGGGCAACAACUUCAACUACAAGGACCUGAACCAGCUGCUGGGCAGGCCGCAGGACGUGGCUCGCCGACCCGUGGACCACGGGCCGCCCGGGGUGCGACCGCUGGAGGAGAUGGACCUGAGGCACCUGGAACUGGAGAUGGAACUGUUGAGGUCCAGGCAGGCCAAGAGGGCGGAGACCGAACGCCGGAGGGAGCAUGCCAGACGGAACUCGACGGAAAACGCCAUCAAGACGGAAAUGAACGGAAAACUGCCAGAGUACAUGUUACCGAUGUCGCCCCCUGGGAAACAGCUGGGGCGGAACCUUGGACCCCUGAAUUGGGCGUCCGUGGCCUCCUGGUUCUUCAGGCCCGAGGGUCCAGGGAGUGUCGUCACAACGUCGAGCAGCACCAACAGCUCUACCCGGACCUCCGCUGAACCCCAUUUCGCUCUGGCACCGACUAUCUGCACCGCCAUCCGGUGUACAGUACCUGGCUGUACUUGCGAGUGCUUCACCCCCGGCAAGCUGCACAUCCGGUACUGCGAGAGCUGCUCCCACGGCUGGGUACCCCAUGCCCUGGACAAACUCGGCUUCCGACACGUGUUCGGUCAGAGCCCCGUGGAACCUGUCCAACCCAACGUCGCCUUCGACAUCGCCUCCCUGGUGCUCUACGGCUGUCAGGCGCUCCCCAUCCGACUCAAGAUCCUCCUGGACCGUCUCUUCAGCGUGCUCCAGCGCGAGGAGGUCCUCCAAGUCCUGCGCGGAUUUGGCUGGAGCCACGAAGACUACGCCCGCGGCUACAUCCUCCAGGAGCCGCACGGUGCAGUACUGGACCGCUGGAAUAUCUGCAGUCCUGAAGAGGAACCUUUGGUCCUGCAGCAGUUCCUGAGGUUCGGCGAGACUCGGGCGAUCACCCAGCAACUCCUGCUGCACAGCGGCGACGCGCGGGGACUACCGCGGCUGGAGUCGGACAUCCAGAAGUUCAUCGAGAGAGCCGCAGGCCGUCUACCCACCAAGGAGGAGGACAGGAACUCCAGGAUCUCCAUCAAGCCUAUUCAGCAGCUGCAGCAGCCGAGGAGAGGGUUGUCUCCUCCUCCAGCUCCAGUGCAAGCCCACCCUCCCAUGGGAGUACAGCAUCACUUGGCAGCCACCAGGCCGCCCCCACCCCCGGCGUCACCCCAGCAAAAGCAAUCCUCGAUGAGCUUCUUGAAGCUACCACCGACCGGCUUAUCUUGCACGCCCGCGACCACCAGUAACGGGCCUAUCCCCUCUUCCCCGCCCAGCAGCAUCAGCAGUAGCCCCAUCAGCGUGUCCCCUCUCAACAGACUGCAGAGCAUGCAACCCUUCGACUUCCGGAAGAUCGCCACAGGGGCGCUUCCCGUCAAGGGCAGUCCGGAAAGAAGAAGAGCCUCGGAGACUUCGGAAUCGAGCCCACCGGGUCUGAUGAACCUGUGUGUGACGAGCCCCAACCCCGUCUGCCCUCCUCCUCCACCCCCUCCUCACCCCGCCACUAGUACGGCCAUGUCCAUCUAUCCCACACACAGGUCCCCUCCUGGAGAUCCCACGGGUAGUAGCGAGUUCGGCUCCGAUGACGAUGACGAUGACGAGGAGAACUCACACUCGGCGUUGAACCUCAGUCGGGACGCCGCGCCAAAACUGCCCAGACCUAACAGACCCCAGCACAUGAGGAAAACUGCGACGCCCAUGAAACGGCAAUGGGGAACCUCCACUCUACCUCUCAAUUUAGGAACUCAACUCAUCAAUCCUGCCACUGGAAAGAAGAGGGUCCAGUGCAACGUGUGCUUAAAGACUUUUUGUGAUAAGGGUGCGCUGAAGAUUCACUUCUCUGCUGUCCACCUUCGGGAGAUGCACAAAUGUACCGUAGAGGGUUGCAACAUGAUGUUCAGCUCUAGGAGGUCAAGGAAUAGACAUAGUGCCAAUCCUAACCCUAAGUUACACUCACCUCACUUGAGGAGGAAAAUAUCUCCCCAUGACGGCAGGAGUGCUCAAUCUCACCCAAUUCUCAUACCUCCUAUCCCACCUUCAGCGUUGAAUCCUUUGUCUUUUGGAACGUUUCCGUUACUGGCUCCAACACCCGACAUGAGACACCAACAAGCUGUUCUUGACCUAAAACAAAGUCUCGAUUUGAGUCUACAUCGACACGAAGAACAAAGAAGGUAUGAAAACUCAUCGGACCAUAUGGACGAUUAUAUGAUGGACGAUGACGAUGAAGAGGGUAUCGUCGUUGUUGGCAAUGGGGACGAUGACGAUGAUCUGGACUGUGACACUCAGAACGGAGAUAAACAUGACGGAGAGAAGACGAAAAGGUUUAAACUGUCCGAAUCUGACAUGGAUAUGGACGAAGAUAUGACUAGUAAUAUGGACAGCAACGACGAUUCUCUGAGUGUCGUAGACUCUCAGAGCACUAAAGAAGAGAACGUAGGUGACAAUGCUAUGGCUCUUUCGAAGAGUGUGCGGAAGAGGAAGAACCAAAAUCCUACAAGGUGUGCUAUUGCACAGCCCAUAGCAGAUGAUGACGGCAUUAUGACAGAUGAAGAAUCGUCUAAUGAUGUAUUUCAAGGAGCAAAAAGAGAAGAUCGAAGCUCACCCCUUAAAGAACACGAUAUUCCAAAAAACUUUGAAAGUGAUCUCCAACCGCAAGAUUUGACAGAAAAGAAUUCAAAAGAACAAGAAAAUACUGCAGUAAAUUUACCAACACGUACAGAAUCUCCUCUGCACCAAAAGGUUGAAAAUUCAGAAGUUGAAAAAGAGGAUCAGGAAAGGGAAGUAACUAACGAGGAAGUAAAUAAUAUUGAGAACAACAAGAACAGAAGUGCAAGAAACACACCAGAUCAUGAAGAAAAACUGAACAGUGAAAACAACAAUAUUCCAAUUCAAGAAUUAAAACACGAAAAAACAGAGGAAAUUACUAGUUCUAAGUCACCUAGUUUAAAUAAAACCGAUGAUCAGCUGGAUUCUACCAACGCACUUCGUCAACUGGAAAAUCUCUCUCAGGGUAAUUUUGGGGAUAUGGCAAUGAAUCGCCAGCACGAGUCUUUUCCUAUGAACUUUAUGAUGGGUGCAGACCCUCCUAGUCCAGCCAGGUCCCAGUCAUCGUCUGUGAGCUCUGGAGAUUCCCCUUCAGAAGAUAACGGUGACCACAUCUACGGACACUUUCAAGACGGCACCUUUAUCAGUACAAUGGACGUGCCAAUCGACAAAGACAACCCUAGGAUGUGUACAGCUUGUGGGAAGAUGUUCCAAAACCACUUCGGUGUGAAGACUCACUACCAGAACGUCCAUCUGAAGCUGAUGCACAAGUGUACCGUGGACGGCUGUAACGCUGCUUUUCCUUCGAAGAGAAGCCGCGACAGGCACAGCGCCAACCUCAACCUCCACCGUAAACUCUUGUCCACAUCUCUAACAGACAAGACCGGAUCGUUGUUCCUAGAAAACUCACCGUUUUCCUCGUUAGCUGCGAAUACAGCGUUACAUAACGAAUUCCUCUCCCGCUUCUACGCCGACCCCCAGUCGAUGCCCCUGGGGCCGCCUCAUCUUCCGCCCCCAGGCAUGAUGAACGGUGAUCGUCUUCCGCCUCAUCCUCCAAUCUUCCUCCCCCCUCUCGGAGGCCUCCCCGGCUUCCCUGGGAUGAAUAACUUCCCGCACCUGCCCCAGCCGAUGCAGAACAUCAACGGUCACUCUUCAGGAUCCGCUUCUCCCAUCUCGCCGGCGUCCUCUCCGGUCCCACCGCACCCGGAGGAGGAUCUCCCGGUGCCCGACAGAGACGGCCUCCUCCCCUGCAGGUUCUGCCAUCAACCUCUCCAGGACGCCUCCGCCCUGAAGGAGCACUACGAGCAACACCAUUCCUCGGAGAUGUUCCGCUGUUCCUUGCCCGGGUGCGGGAAACUCUUCACUUCCAGGAGGAAGCGGGACUCCCACCAGGACAGCGAGUCCGCUCAUCAACCCCCGCCCACGUCGUGACCCUCCCGACCCCUCGCCGUGCCCGUGUGGUGGUAGUGCCAAUCCUCCCCUCAGUUCCUUCAUCGCGUCGAUGUAUUUAUUGUCUAGUGUCGUUUAAUCAAAAGUGGCGAGUACUCGCUUCCCAGUGAUCGUUGGAAUCAAAUUUUGUAAUUUUAUUGUACAAUAUCGCGCCUGUUCAUAGACUCGACCUCGAUUCGUUAGUAUUCCUUUUUUAUCUUUAGUGCAAUAAUGGACCCGAGCGCUCGUGGAGACUGACUAAAUGUAUCUAGGUUAAGUGGCUGACUGGACCGAUUGUCCGCGUCGUUGUACGAUAUUAGAUUGUAUGUGUUUGUAUACGAUUAGGUGCGUAGUCUCUUGCAUUUUACCUAUACCACCGUGUCCCUUCCUUCCUUAGGGUCAAGUCCAUACAUCGAACGGACUCUUCUGUGAUUUUACUGUCCGGUCACUAUUAGUUUUAUGUUAAUCCGCCGUCGAGUGCAAGAGAGAAUGAUGUAAUGUCCUUGAAGAGAUUUUCUAUCCGAUAUGUUGUGUUUAAUUCAUUUAUAUGAAUGUUUCCUUCUAAUCCUUGUUCAAUAUUGAAUUGUAUAAAUCGCAAUGUUAAUAGUAAUUUAUCCAAAGUUAUUUCAAUGUUGUAAAUUUUUAUUAAAUAAUCUUAGUUCAUUUGGUUAAAACAUAAUUCGCAAACAAACAUAAAUUUGUAUAUUUUCUUUUAAUCAAAAUUUUAAAUCAAAAUGAUUAUGCGUGUUUGUGGUGCACCAGAAAAUUUUGUUUUUGUUUGUAUAUUGUAUAAUGCAGUUUCUUACUCUUAAUUUCAUUAUGUUUCCAAAUAAAAAAAUAUGAGUUUUAUUAUUUGUCAAAUCACUGUCUUUCUACGCACAGGCAUUGUAUUUUUAACUGUAGCGAAGACUCUAUAUUUGUUGUUUACUGUGAAGUGUAAUAAGAUAUUACGUAUAUUGUGUUUUUAUUUAUUUUGUAAAGUUUAAUUUAACGUUCUGGUGACCACGGUGUGGCGUGACUGUGCUUCUUUCCCCAUGAUCUCUCUGUCGUAAUCAAAAGCGACGGGCAGUUGUCGUCGAAUCAUGUACCUCGAAUACUCCGUGUAUAAAGCUAUUGUAACUUUUGUUAUAUAUAAGCGUAUUGUAUGUAUCAUAGUCAGUGUGAGUGGUUCGCCACUUCUAAAUAAAACUGAACAAGGUUA